UUUCAAAACCGUAUUGACUAAGUAAACUAGAAAAGAAAACUAGUUAUCAAGUGAGAUAUUACCGUUGUCAGAGUAGAAAUAUCUAAACCAACAGAGAGAAAGCAGCCAUGGGAGCUCUUGAUCAUCUUUCCAACAUAUUCGAUUGCAGAGGUGGAAGCAACAGAAAGUACAAAAAGCGCAAGCAGUUGCAGACGGUGGAGAUCAAAGUGAAAAUCGACUGUGACGGUUGCGAAAGGAAAGUGAGGAAAUCAGUAGAAGGAAUGAAAGGCGUGACAUCUGUAACCCUUGAACGAAAGCAACACAAGCUUACAGUUGUUGGAUACGUCGAGCCACACAAAGUUUUAUCUCGUGUUGCUCAUCGUACUGGCAAAAAGGUUGAACUCUGGCCUUAUGUGCCAUAUGAUAUUGUGGCACAUCCAUACGCACAAGGUGUGUAUGACAAAAAGGCGCCAGCUGGGUAUGUGCGGUACGUUGAAGAUCCACACAAUCAGCUGGCACGAGCCAGCUCCACUGAAGUUCGGUACACUACUGCUUUCAGUGAUGAGAAUCCGGCUGCAUGUGCCAUCAUGUGAUUGGUCGGAGAGUAUUUUAAAAUUUUAAAAGUUAACCAAAAAGACUUUUAAAUAUACAAGCAAAUAUAAGUAUUGGUGCAUAUGUUUAGAGCCAUGUUUAAUGUUUAUUUAUUUGUAGAAAAAUGAUGAAAAGGGAAAAAAAUAGUGUCGGGUCUAUUGGUUAUUUUGUUGUCUUUUAGUUCUUUUUUUUGUCGUAUUUUAUAGUGGAUAGGUUUUGUUUUGAUAUUUGUAUAUUUUUUUUAUAAUGAAAUUAUCUAUUAUAU
Lactuca virosa is the source of this 835-nucleotide messenger RNA. NCBI's taxonomy places the organism in Eukaryota, Viridiplantae, Streptophyta, Magnoliopsida, Asterales, Asteraceae. The record is from the annotation of a GenBank genome assembly.